AUGAAGAAAUGGAAAACGCACACUGAUGAGCAGAAAAACAAUACUGUUUCUCUACGACUGCUCAUCUCCAUAAGUGCAAUAAAAGGAGUUCAGCGCAUUCCGCACAGAAUCUGCGCUUUAACCCUUCGCUACCCACCGCAAGCCGAGGGAAGUAAUGCUUGCCUGCGGCCAGCGUUCCUCCGGGCAGCCGGCAGCCCUCCACCUCGCACACUGUUGCUCGUCAACACCUCCUGUGUCUCGCCGGACCGGCCGCCCGUUCCUUUGUGCAGCUUGUGCGAGCUGCUGCACACGCAGAAAGUUACCGGCGAAGCCACGAACCGGGAGAAAAGAGACGUGUUCCGCUCGGCCCCGGCGGAGAGGAGGCGGAGGAUUUCGGGGAAGCCCGAACUUCCCGGAGCCCCGGCACCCCUCGAUUGCUCCCACGGCCGCACGCAGGGGCGGGAGACGAUACAAAGCGCCGCGCACAGCUCGGGAGCGAUCGCACCGGAGGGACCCUCUGACGGAAACCUGGCCGGGAUUCAAGGCCUAGAAGAGACCGCAGGCACAGGCAGCCCCAGAGGAGGAAGACCAGGAAACGGCAGCGCCCCCUCGCAGGGCCUCAGCCCCUCGGGCUCCACCUGCGGCGGGCCCCCGCCCCACCCCGGGGAUCACGCUGGGGCCCACCCCACUGCCUCCCGGGGCGGGGACCAGAGGGCGCCCCUGCCUCUCCCAAGACCCCCGAACGCUCUCUCGGGGCACCACCGCCCGCCCCCCCACACCGGCGGCUUCCCCUGCCUCCGGUACGCCCCCCUCCCGCGUCCAGCUCCCACCGUACCCCGCGGGGCUCGCACGCCCCCACCACACCCACCCCCGGCCCCAGCCCCCGCCUGCAACGGAAAAGGCCUUACCUCGCACCACGGCCCAGCCGCGCUCACCUGCUACACAACCUCCUCCCUCCGGCGCCUCUUCUGCCUCCCGUCGCCAACGAGCAGCGCCGCGGCCGCCGCUGCCUCCCCCCCUCCCCCCCCCCCCGCCCCUCCGGCAGAUGCUCCCGCCCCCCCGCACGCGCCACGCCUAUCUCGACGGCCCAUUGGCCACUCACCCCACAAUGGGCCUUUGGAUUGCUGCAAGUAG
Molecule: messenger RNA, 1113 nt
Organism: Dryobates pubescens (Downy woodpecker)
Lineage: Eukaryota; Metazoa; Chordata; Aves; Piciformes; Picidae
Exons: 4
Coding region: 1-1113 (370 amino acids)
Source: RefSeq, a predicted model, not a curated record